GGCUGUGGACCGCCACCCCCUCCAGGAGCUCCUCCUGCCCCUGGGGCUGAAACAGGACCAAAGGGACGUAAACCAAUUCAACCAAAGUUCAAGAUGCCUCUAUUGAACUGGCAGGCGUUGAAGCCCAAUCAAGUGACGGGAACGGUGUUUAGCGAGCUGAAUGAUGAACAGCUCUUAGGGGAGCUGAAUAUGGAUGUAUUUGCGGAGCAGUUUAAAACCAAGGCUCAAGGUCCUCCAACAGAUCUUUCUAAGCUCAAGGUUAAGGUGGCUGAGAAGGUACCCAGUAAGGUGUCCCUGCUGGAGCCUAACAAAGCCAAAAACCUUGCUAUCACCCUCCGCAAGGGAGGCAUGAGCCCCAACGACAUCUGCACAGCCAUUGAGAG
Molecule: messenger RNA, 383 nt
Organism: Sinocyclocheilus rhinocerous
Lineage: Eukaryota; Metazoa; Chordata; Actinopteri; Cypriniformes; Cyprinidae
Product: formin-like protein 1
Exons: 3
Biological process (GO): cell migration; cortical actin cytoskeleton organization; regulation of cell shape
Cellular component (GO): cytosol
Molecular function (GO): actin filament binding
Source: RefSeq, a predicted model, not a curated record